This is a messenger RNA of Fonsecaea pedrosoi CBS 271.37, 327 nucleotides long. RefSeq lists its product as uncharacterized. The record is from RefSeq and is a predicted model, not a curated record. The transcript has a single exon. Lineage: Eukaryota; Fungi; Ascomycota; Eurotiomycetes; Chaetothyriales; Herpotrichiellaceae. Bases 1 to 327 code for a protein of 108 amino acids.
AUGGACUACCUCAUUCCAGAUGCUGGGAUCAUACAGCGGUGCAGACAAGCUACACCAGAUGAUCUCCUCAGUCAUCCAGCCAGCGACAACAAGGUCCUCAGACUGAAUGAGUUCCUGGUUGUGAAGUCUGGGUUCUUGCCGAGUGAGGAUGAAGCUCGUAAUCAAAUGAAAGCAUUCGAGAUCUCGAUCCUGAAAUUGUACGCAUCCCGAGAGUGUACCGAUAUUUCAAAGACCCUAAGAGACAUGCACCCAACAUGGCUAUAUGGUCAUGGAUUACAUGAAAAGAGAAAGAAAGGAGGCUAUUACCAAUCCUGCUCAAAUACGUGA